AUGACGAGGUCCGAGGGCUGGCAGCCGCCGCUGCCUCAGUGGAGCAACGCACAGAUCUCGGAGCACUACAGCACCUGCAUCAAACUCUCCGCUGAGAAUAAAAUCACCACCAAAAACGCCUUUGGGCUUCACCUCAUCGAUUACAUGACCGACAUCCUCAAGCAGAAGAACUCAGAGCUCACCAACUUCCAGGUCAGAGGGGUCCCUGUGGAUCCCAUGUUCCAGAGAUCCGCUGUUUCCUUUGACGAGUGCAGCACAGCCGGGAUUUUCCUGCCGGGGCUGCGCUCCCGGACAUUCCGGAGCCGCCUCCUUUUCCCGUCGGAGCUGAUCCCGCUGCCGUCCUCGGAUAUUCCGGAGCUUCCCAGCUCCCGGCCCCUCGCUGUUCCCGCGCUCAGAGCCCUGCUGGCCCCGGGCCUGGAAAAACGCCGGAUCUGCUCCUCCCUGGCCGGAUUCCAGUUCAGCAACUGGGACCAGGAGUCCCACAACGAGUCGGUGUCGGCGCUCCUGGAGAAGUUCCGGAGGAGCGAGCAGGUGUUCGAUCCCAACCUGGAUCCCGACAGCGAGGACGGGGAGGGCUGGGGGGGCCCCUCCCCCCCGGAAUUCCAGCCGGAUUCUCCUGGCGGAGACGCCAGCCAGGAUUCCCGGGAUAACGGAGAUUCCCUCGGGACACUCAGCCACGGCAAGAGGACCGCGGGGGCUCUCUCCGGAGCGGGGCCGCUGGAGCUCUCGGUGUCGCUGGCGCUGAAUCCCGGGGAAUAUUCCUACUUCAGCCCCCGCACGCUCUCCAUGUGGGCCGGACCCCAGCACUGGAGAUUCCGGCCCCGCCACCACCCAGCCGCAGACUCGGAGAAGGAUUCCCGGCGCAGAAUUCCCAGGAAACUUUUCCAGUUGGAUUUCCAGGAGGAUGUCGACUUCCAGCCCCAUUUCCAGAAGCCCAAGGUACCCCCAGGGCUCCUUUCCCGCGGGGAAUUCCCGGGAUUCCGGCAGAUCCCGCUGUCCUGCCGGAGCUGGGAUCACCUCAGCCCUUCCCAGACUGUCCCCGAUUCCCGCGGGAAGCUGCUGCAGAUUCCUGUUUCCUCUGGAUCCAUUCCCAGGGAUCCAUCCUGUGGAUCCAUUCCUGUGGAUCCAUUCCCAGGGAUCCAUUCCUGUGGAUCCAUCCCUGUGGAUCCAUCCUGUGGAUCCAUUCCUCUGGAUCCAUUCCUGUGGAUCCAUUCCUGUGGAUCCCUUCCUGUGGAUCCCUUCCUGUGGAUCCAUUCCCAGGGAUCCCAUCCUGUGGAUCCAUCCCAUGGAUCUGUUCCCAUGGAUCCCAUUCCCAUGGAUCCAUUCCUGUGGAUCCAUCCCCAAUUCCAUGGAUUAUCCGGGCAGGAAUUCCCGCUCUCCGGAGCAGCUCCGGGUGACUCCGGUGUCCCCCUGUCCCUCCUGCAGGUCCCGGACAGCGACGACGACCCCGAUCCCGACCCCGAUCCCGAGGAAUUCCCGGGCCAGGCCGGGCACUUCCAGCUCCCGGCUCAUCCUGAGGCUCCGGAGAAUUCCGGGAUCGGCGGCGGGAACAUCCCGGGAUGUGGGGAGCUGGAGCUGAUCGCUGAGCCCCAGAAGAUCCAUAAAAUCCCGAUCCAAUACGCCAAGGCCGCCAAGAGGAUGGACAUGAGGAGGCUGAAGAGGAACAUGUGGGAGCUGCUGACGGAGCAGGUGGGAAUGUCGGGAAUUCCCGACGGGAAUUCUGCAGCCGUUCCCUCCCAGUUCUGUGGGAUCAGCCCCAAAUUCCAUGGAAAAACCCCAAUUCCAUGGAUCAGCCCCAAAUUCCAUGGGAAUGAAUCCCAAUUCCAUGGGAUAAACCACAAUUCCAUGGGAAUGAACCCCAAUUCCAUGGGAAUAAACCCCAAUUCCAUGGGAAUAAACCCCAAUUCCAUGGAAAAACCCCAACAUGGAUCCCAUCCCAUGGAUCCCAGGGAUCCCACAGAUCCCAGGGAUCCCAUCCCAUGGAUCCCAUCCCAUGAAUCUCAGGGAUCCCACCCCAUGGAUCCGAUCCCAUCCCACAGAUCCCACAGAUCCCACGGAUCCCACAGAUCCCAGGGAUCCCAGCCCUUCCCGUUUUUCCGCAGGCUCCCUCCCACCAUGGCCACCAACCUGUCGGUGCCCUUGGCCUUCGUGUGCCUCCUGCACCUGGCCAACGAGAAGGGCCUGAGGCUGGAGAGCACCGAGGAGCUCUCGGAUGUUCGGGUGUGCCCGGGGCCCUGAGCCGGGAAUUCCGGGAAUUCUGGGAAUUCUGGGAAUUCCAUGAUCCGAAAUCCGGGAAUGCAGCGGCGUCCUGGAUCCUCAUCCGGCCGGGAUUGGGAAUUCCUGCGUCUCACUGAGCCUGCUCUGUCCCGGGAAUUCCGGCUUAUCCCAAAUUUCCUGUUUGUUCAUCCCAAAUUUCCUGUUUGUUUAUCCCAAAUUUCCCAUUUAUCCCAAAUUUCCUGUUUGUUUAUCCCAAAUUUUGUGUGUCCCAAAAUUUCCCAUUUAUCCCAAAUUCCCUUUUUAUCCCAAAUUUCCCUUUUUAUCCCAAAUUUCCCCUUUAUCCCAAAUUUCCCGUUUUAUCCCAAAUUUUCCUGUUUUAUCCCGAAUUUCCCUCCCCGCCUCCCUCCCACUCCGUAAUUCCCAGUUUUUGGCCCGGCUCUCGCUCCUUUCCCCCUUUUCCUUCCAUUCCCUGGAAUUUUUCUGGUUUUUUAUCCUUUAAUAAAUCCUGGAAUGAGCCUGGA
Molecule: messenger RNA, 2738 nt
Organism: Parus major (Great Tit)
Lineage: Eukaryota; Metazoa; Chordata; Aves; Passeriformes; Paridae
Gene: NCAPH
Product: non-SMC condensin I complex subunit H
Exons: 12
Coding region: 1-2238 (745 amino acids)
Biological process (GO): mitotic chromosome condensation
Cellular component (GO): condensin complex
Molecular function (GO): chromatin binding
Source: RefSeq, a predicted model, not a curated record